Molecule: messenger RNA, 1128 nt
Organism: Capronia epimyces CBS 606.96
Lineage: Eukaryota; Fungi; Ascomycota; Eurotiomycetes; Chaetothyriales; Herpotrichiellaceae
Product: arsenical-resistance protein
Exons: 3
Coding region: 1-1128 (375 amino acids)
Biological process (GO): arsenite transport; antimonite transmembrane transport
Cellular component (GO): plasma membrane
Molecular function (GO): antimonite transmembrane transporter activity; arsenite transmembrane transporter activity; antiporter activity
Source: RefSeq, a predicted model, not a curated record
AUGGCCAUUGACGGCAAAGAUGGACUUUCCGUCCCUUCAGCUGCCUCUGCCCAGGAUGUCGAGGCACAGCAAGCCGCAGAGAUUCAUUCGUCCGCUUUCAAAAGUCUCGGGAUUCUUGAUCGAUUCCUCGCACUAUGGAUCUUCCUUGCCAUGCUCGUCGGCAUCCUCUUGGGCAACUUUGUGCCUGGCACAGGUCCUGCCUUGCAACGAGGCAAGUUCGUAGGAGUGUCCAUCCCCAUCGCAAUCGGACUGCUGGUGAUGAUGUAUCCCAUCCUCUGCAAGGUCAGGUUCGAGACGCUGCACCAUUCGUUCCGACAACAGACAUUGUGGGUGCAAGUCGGGUAUAGCAUCGUUGUCAAUUGGAUCAUCGCGCCUCUCUUCAUGCUUGCACUAGCCUGGGCGUUCCUGCCUGACGAACCGGGCCUGCGCGAAGGGCUGAUCCUCGUGGGAAUCGCCAGAUGCAUUGCCAUGGUCCUGAUCUGGACGGGUCUUGCCGGCGGCGAUGGCGAGUACUGCGCCAUCCUUGUCGCCAUCAACUCUCUGCUGCAGAUGGUCUUGUUCGCGCCUUUGGCAGUUCUCUUCAUCCAAGUCAUCAGCCGGGGUUCGGACUCGAUCCCGGUGGAGUACGGCCCGGUUGCGAAAAGCGUCGGUGUUUUCUUGGGCAUCCCUCUCGCUGGAGCCGUCGUCACCCGCUUCACCCUCCGAAACAUGGUCGGGAAAGAGUGGUAUGAACGCAGAUUCCUCAAGUGGAUAGGACCGCUCUCUCUGAUUGGGCUCCUCUUCACCAUCGUUGUCUUGUUCGGCUCACAAGGCCGGCGUGUCGUCCAUCAGAUCGUCUCUGUCGUCAGAGUGGCGGCGCCUCUGAUUGUCUACUUUGCGGUGGUGUUCUUGUCCUCGUUGGCCGUGACCAGGAGACUGGGAUUCGGAUACAAACUCGCCUGCACGCAGAGCUUCACCGCGGCCAGCAACAAUUUCGAGUUGGCAAUCGCGGUGGCCAUCGCCACCUACGGCGUCGACAGUGAUCAGGCACUGGCCGCAACCGUGGGGCCUCUUGUGGAGGUACCAGUCCUGCUCGGCCUCGUCUAUGUCGUUCGAUGGGUGGGAAGGCGGAAGGAUUGGAAGGCGUAG